UUCACAAAUCAUAUUUAACAUUUCCUCCUCUGUUUGUGCUUCUUCUACAUUUCUCUUAAAAACUAAAAUGGCACACUCAAAGGUAAUCAUUGCUCUAAUGUUGGCAUUAAUCGCCGGAUCUGCUUUCGCACAAGCACCAGGACCAUCUCCGGCAUCUUCUCCGAAGAGUUCUCCGGCACCGGUGGCGACUCCUCCUCCUACAACAUCAACACCACCUAUUGUUGCCCCUGCAAAUGCUCCUACUACUGCAUCUUCUCCAUUGGCAUCUCCACCAGCUCCACCAACUUCCGAGACUCCGGCGUCGUCUCCUUCCGGUGCUGCUUCUCCUCCAUCUAUUGCCGCCGCUCCCGGAGGUUCUCCUACUGAAUCUCCUAACUCUGCUUCCUUGAACAGAGUCGCCGUUGCUGGAUCUGCUGUUGUAGCUAUCUUUGCUGCUGCAUUGAUGCUUUAAAUCUAUGAUCUGUGAAAUAUUUUGCAUUUUUCAUUCGCCGGAAUUGAUGGAGUUAGUGUAGUUGAUUUAUUUGUAUUAUAUUGUUAUUGUUGAAUACUAUUAUAGAAUUCUUUAUUUAUUUAUGGAAAGCAUUAUGAUUAUGAUUUCCUCUUUUUCA
Molecule: messenger RNA, 608 nt
Organism: Solanum stenotomum
Lineage: Eukaryota; Viridiplantae; Streptophyta; Magnoliopsida; Solanales; Solanaceae
Product: classical arabinogalactan protein 5-like
Exons: 1
Coding region: 68-451 (127 amino acids)
Source: RefSeq, a predicted model, not a curated record